UCAUAUGCGAGGUGAAAAAGAAGAAUGGUGACGACUACCCGGGGGAGACACUUCAUGAGCUUGUCAUCAGUAUUCAGCUCUAUUUUGAUCUAAGGGGCAAAAGCUUUUGUCGGACCCGGACUUCCUACAGCUGAGAAACACUCUUGAUGGACUCAUGAAAGAACGAGUGAAGGUGGGUUUGGGAAUACGUCGCAAGCAAGCUGAGGAGAUAACACUUGAAGAGGAGGAGUCACUGUGGCAAAAGCAGAUUCUUGGCAGUUCCAGUCCCAGCCAGCUUCUGAACACGCUGAUCUAUUUGAUUGGCUUGAAUUUUGCCCUACGUGGAGGUCAGGAGCACAGAAACUUGCGCUGGAAGUCUCCGCAACUUCAAAUCCUGAUUGACAGUAAUGGUGACAAGUUCUUGCGAUACACAGAGGAUGCAUUUAAAACCAACCGUCCGUUAGCGCAACCGAGAGGGCAGGUUGGUAUGCUGCUCAGCCUCUUGGACGUCACAAACUGGCCCAAGUUGUUGCAGAGGUGUGCAGGCAAGGUGGCCUCGCCGGUUACCGCACAAAUCACUCUCUUCGAGCCAGUGCAGCUUCACGCCUCUACAGGGAGAAUGUCGACGAACAGCUACUUUGCGAAGUAACUGGCCACAGGUCAAAUGCCAUAAGAAACUACAAGAGGACAUCGGAAAAUCUCAAGCGCAAAAUCAACUCAGUCAUACAAGGGCGUGGAUCUGGUACCGUUGCCCGUACACCAUCAGCCAAGAAACUUGCAACCAGCACCGCCACAACACCUUCCAGGGGGACAGGUACAGACUCGAAUCAGGAUUCUCCCAGGAAUUUCACCGUCACUGUGAACGUCACCAUGUAAGCAUUUACUGUUAUGACUUGUUUGGUUUUGUCAAUUUUUUACACCAUUUCUGAAAAUAAUUGUACUUCA
Molecule: messenger RNA, 924 nt
Organism: Patiria miniata (bat star)
Lineage: Eukaryota; Metazoa; Echinodermata; Asteroidea; Valvatida; Asterinidae
Exons: 1
Coding region: 155-628 (157 amino acids)
Source: RefSeq, a predicted model, not a curated record